Molecule: messenger RNA, 859 nt
Organism: Notothenia coriiceps (black rockcod)
Lineage: Eukaryota; Metazoa; Chordata; Actinopteri; Perciformes; Nototheniidae
Exons: 5
Coding region: 164-859 (231 amino acids)
Source: RefSeq, a predicted model, not a curated record
CUUACGUUUUCUUCACUGAAGGGUUGGGAGCGUCAUCGUUGAGUUUGCGUUGACCGUUGCUCAAAAAAUCGGACAAAAAGACUUGGUCGACAAAUCAGAUCAACUGACCAGAACUGUGAAUGCAUCUCUGGAUCUGGAGAGUUCAGGUGUCAUCAAGUUAACCAUGCCUGCCAGCCCGGUGUGUUUCUCAGCGAAGCCCGUUCUUAGCUGUGAGUUACAGGAGCCCCUGGGCACACUGCCGGUCUGGCAGCUGAGCCGAGACCGGAGGGUGACGGAGAUUUUUAACGGCACCGAGGCCUUAGUGUCUACUGAACCGAAAGAAACCACCGUCAAACUCCUCAAAAUCUCUGAACUCUGGGAAGGCGUCUAUUCAUGUGCCUAUCAUCAGAAGAAGAACGACCUCACCAUUUCCCACCAAGCCAGCGCUCUGAUGGACCUCGCCCUCCUGCCAGACAUCCUCAUCAGAACCGAGCCGGGGUUCCCGAAAUGUGAUUCGCCGGAUGAAGCUCUGAGCGUGAAAGUGAUAUGUGAGAUCGAGAAAAACACGGAAAACUACACGGUGACGUGGGCCCACGAACACCUCUUCAAUGCGGUUCCUUCUGAAGAAACUAUCAAAACGUUUACAGCCGAUGCGACCGUCACCUGUACAAAAUCAGGGCUCCCUACAGUCACGUGCAACUUUAUUAACCGCUGCAAUGAAACUAGAUCAGCGAAAGUGAAUAUCAACAUCAUAUACGAAGAUGAUAAGUUCUGUCCGGCUGAAGGAGAUUGGGGCAACACCAAAGUUGGAUUCACCGGCAGAUUAAAAUGCAAAGGAGCGACUGGACACAGAACGAGGACAUGCACAAAGGGGUACUGA